Lactuca virosa is the source of this 2261-nucleotide messenger RNA. Lineage: Eukaryota; Viridiplantae; Streptophyta; Magnoliopsida; Asterales; Asteraceae. The record is from the annotation of a GenBank genome assembly.
UGUUCAUUAAAGCCAAGGUUUCUCGAGCUCUCUCCAGUCUCCACGACAUCCAUCACCUUCGCUCUCUUCACAGGCAGCGGCGGCGCUUAACUUUUCCGGCGAUGGACUCUGCAACAUUCGGCAUGGCAUGCUUCAAUAACGCAGUUAUUAAUCCUAAGCCUACAACUAGAUUCCCUCUUCCCUCUUUUACUUUCUUCAAAACCGUUCAGUUGGGGCUCAAUUCUUCUUCUCCUAUGAUGCAUAUUACUGGAAACCCUAGAUCCACGUUUGCAUGCUCGGCUGUUGCUAUUACUCCGUCCCUCACAUCCGACCACCACGCCUCUGCUAUAUCGAAGCUUCACAGCCUUGCAUCCGAAUUCAAUUCCAUAUCUGAGUCAAUUGACCGCGUUAAGCGCCUCCUCCACUACGCGAACCUUCUACCGCAGUUCGACGACUCGCUGAAAGUUCCGGUAAAUCGAGUGAUGGGGUGUACGGCGCAGGUGUGGCUGGGUGUGAGGAUGGACGCGGAUGGAAAGAUGAGGUUCUUAGCUGACAGUGAUUCGGAGAUUACCAAAGGUUUCUGCUCCUGUUUGAUUUCGGUGCUCGAUGGGGCCACACCGGAGGAAGUUUUGGGACUGAAGACGGAAGAUCUGGGGGAUCUGAAUGUUGCUGGUUUGCAUGGAGGGAAAAUUGAUUCGAGGGUGAAUACUUGGCAUAAUGUGUUGAUUAGCAUGCAGAAAAGGACGAAGGCUCUGGUGGCGGCUCGAGAAGGGAAGCCCAUCGGGAACCCUUUUCCGUCUAUGGUGAUCACGGCGGAAGGAAUUGGCGCGAAAGGGAGUUUUGCUGAAGCGCAGGCCAGAUUUUUGUUCCCCGAUGAAGCAAAAGUUGAAGAACUUACGAAAUUGCUGAAGGAAAAGCAAAUUGGUGUUGUUGCACAUUUUUACAUGGAUCCUGAGGUCCAAGGCGUUCUAACUUCUGCACAGAAGCAUUGGCCUCACAUUUAUAUAUCCGAUUCAUUGCUUAUGGCAGACAGUGCUGUUACUAUGGCAAAAGCAGGAUGCAAAUUCAUAGCUGUUUUAGGUGUAGAUUUCAUGUCAGAAAAUGUUCGUGCAAUUCUUGAUCAAGCAGGUUUUCCAGAGGUUGGUGUGUACAGAAUGUCUGAUGAACAGAUUGGGUGUUCAUUGGCUGAAGCUGCAUCCAGUCCUGCUUACAUGGAUUAUCUAUCUGGAGCUUCUACUACUUCUUCACCUUCUUUACAUGUUGUUUACAUAAAUACCUCAUUAGAAACAAAAGCCCAUUCACAUGAACUUGUACCUACCAUUACAUGCACUUCUUCAAACGUUGUGCAAACUAUCUUACAGGCUUUUGCUGAAGUACCAAACUUGAAUGUGUGGUAUGGACCUGAUUCCUACAUGGGUGCAAACAUUGUGGAGUUAUUCAAGCAGAUGACAUUGAUGACUGAUGAAGAAAUAGCCAAGAUACAUCCAGAUCAUACUAGAAACUCAAUCAAGGCGUUGUUGCCUCGACUCCAUUAUUUUCAGGAUGGAACAUGCCUUGUUCAUCACAUGUUUGGUCAUGAAGUUGUGGAAAAGAUCAAUGACAUGUAUUGUGAUGCAUUUCUCACAGCCCAUUUUGAGGUCCCUGGUGAAAUGUUUUCAUUAGCUAUGGAAGCUAAAAGAAGAGGAAUGGGGGUGGUGGGGUCCACCCAAAACAUACUUGAUUUUAUAAAAACAAGAGUACAAGAGGCUCUUGAUAGAAAUGUGGAUGACCACCUUCAGUUUGUACUAGGAACAGAAUCAGGAAUGCUGACCUCCAUUGUUGCAGCAGUUCGUGGACUCUUAGGCUCUCCAGAAUCUUCUUCUUUGAGGGAAGGAAAAGUGAGUGUGGAGAUAGUUUUUCCUGUUUCAUCCGAUUCAAUGACAAGAACUUCUUCACAAAGUUCAUCUGAUUUGGGUGAUUUGUCUGUGAUUCCUGGUGUUGCAAGUGGCGAGGGGUGUUCUCUUCAUGGUGGUUGUGCAUCGUGUCCAUAUAUGAAGAUGAACUCCCUUACGUCACUUGUGAAAGUGUGUAAUGGGCUACCACUUGGAAAAGAAGGUCUUAGAGGGUAUGAAGCUGGGCGAUUUAGCUUACUUACACCCAAAGGGAAAUUAAUUGCAGAUGUAGGUUGUGAACCAAUCCUGCAUAUGAGACAUUAUCAGGCAACAAAAAGACUGCCGGAGAAACUUAUCAAUCAGAUUCUUGGUGGUGGUGCUAAAAAUGGAAAGAGCCCCAUAAUGUAUUGA